AUGUUCAUCUGGCACCAGUACUUUCCUUCCGCUGAUUUGGGCUCUCCAGGCAAUAGUCACCCAGAGCUCGCCCAUGCCGUGGCCGAGCGGCUUGGAGUGCCCCUCACGCCAUGUAUGCCCAAAAAAUUCUCCAACGGCGAGAUAAACGUCAAGAUCUCCGAAUCCGUCCGCGAGGAAGACGUCUUCAUCAUCCAGUCAGGGUGUAGCGAUGUGAACGACAAUUUGAUGGAACUUCUGAUCCUUAUAUCCGCGUGCAAAACUGCUUCCGCCCGCCGCAUCACCGCUGUGAUCCCGUGUUUCCCAUAUGCCCGUAUGGACAAAAAGGAUGAGUCUAGAGCACCGAUCACAGCAAAACUGGUGGCAAACAUGCUU
Suillus subaureus is the source of this 372-nucleotide messenger RNA. RefSeq names its product ribose-phosphate pyrophosphokinase, N-terminal domain-containing protein. Gene Ontology annotation, cellular component: cytoplasm; ribose phosphate diphosphokinase complex. NCBI's taxonomy places the organism in Eukaryota, Fungi, Basidiomycota, Agaricomycetes, Boletales, Suillaceae. Gene Ontology annotation, molecular function: ribose phosphate diphosphokinase activity; magnesium ion binding. The transcript is spliced from 2 exons. Gene Ontology annotation, biological process: 5-phosphoribose 1-diphosphate biosynthetic process; purine nucleotide biosynthetic process. The record is from RefSeq and is a predicted model, not a curated record. The annotation marks the transcript as partial.